AUGGAAGAGGAGAAAAACAAGGAGUUGGUUGCACUGGCAGAAGAAAAGGAAAAGAUGAGGGAACAAAAAAUGGCGAAUGAAUCUAAGGAAGCAGAGCUAGCAAUGAUGCAGGCGAAGAUACGAAUGGAAGAGGAGAAUAACAAGCAGGUGGCUGCACUGGCGGAAGAAAAGGAAAAGGUGAGGGAACAAAAGAUGGCGAAUGAAUCUAAGGAAGCAGAACUAGCAGCCAUGCAGGAUAAGUUACAAAUGGAAGAAAAGUUACGAAUGGAAGAGGAGGAAAACAAGCAGUUGGCUGCAUUGACGGAAGAAAAUGAAAAGUUGAGGGAACAAAAUAUGGUGAUUGAAUCUAAAUUCCUCGCUGAAGCAGAGCUAGAAGUGUUGCAGGUGAAAUUUCAAAUGGAGCAGGAGAAAAAUAAGCAGUUGAUCGCACUGGUGGAGGAGGAGAGUCGGCUCAAGGAACAGCAUAGGAAUGAGCCUAAAAAGACAGGCGUGGUCUACGCAAGGAAUCUUUGCAUCGAGUGGGGGCAGGAUAGCAGAUAUUGGUCAUGGGUUACUCUUCAGUACGACAUAUCAAGCAAUGCACUCGUUGAAGCUGCCGCGCUUUUAGGAGUUUGUUGGUUAGACGUGGGCGGGACGUUUGACACGAGAGAACUUACACCAUGGACACAUUACGAGGUCGUGUUCGUGAUGAAGUUAAGAAAAUCAGCUUCUGGAUGGGAGGUACCGGUGCACAUGAAGCUCGUCAUGCCCAACAGUAUGCCAGGACCGGAAGAGCGGAUUGUGAAGUUGAAGGACUAUAUAGGGAAAGGGUGGGUAACUAUUCUGGCCGGUGAGUUCUUGACGACGCCAGAGUAUCUCGGAGAGAUCAGGUUCUCUAUGUAUGAGACCAACCGUUGGCAGGAAGGGCUCAUUAUCAAAGGUGUUAUAAUUCGUCCCAAAAAUUAA
Messenger RNA from Microthlaspi erraticum, 945 nucleotides. The record is from the annotation of a GenBank genome assembly. NCBI's taxonomy places the organism in Eukaryota, Viridiplantae, Streptophyta, Magnoliopsida, Brassicales, Brassicaceae.